AUGCAUUACUAUAUGCUGGCCGCGCUGCUCAACGCGGCCCUGGCCACCGGUCAGCGGCACGCGGUGUUCGCCGGCCGCCGACUACAGCAGUGGCGACAGACCGGUGACCGGCCAAACUACCUGAACAUGUUGGCCGGCGGCGGCGUGUUACCCCGCAGGGUGUGGACGCGGCAGGCCGACGGCCAACCACAGCGCACGACGACGACCCGCAGACGUCGCUUCCCGACGUCCAACGCGAGCCCGGUGUUGGGCCACUGGAGGGCCCUACACGACAAGCUGGACGUGCAGUCCAUGUGGCCAGGCACGGGCAAGUACGCGAACGAGAUGUACUUGCCGGCCACAACGGUAAGUUAUAUUAUUACUGCAGCAAAAUGCAGUGAUGCACCAUCAGUGCAAUACGCAUAUUCUCGUAUAAUAUAA
Molecule: messenger RNA, 420 nt
Organism: Macrosiphum euphorbiae (potato aphid)
Lineage: Eukaryota; Metazoa; Arthropoda; Insecta; Hemiptera; Aphididae
Source: the annotation of a GenBank genome assembly